CGGGACGCCCUGUAUAUAAAUCGUUUCUAUGGAAGAAAAACAUCUGAUUUUUUUAUUUACGGAGCAAACAAGGUAACGAAAAAACAAACGAGACGACAUUAAAUCAACAAACAUGUAAACGUUAAUACCAAAAUUUGAAAUGUCUUGUUCAUUUGUGUCCGUUCCAAAUUCCAGUAAAAAAUGCAGCUUCGCAACAAACCAGCAAGUUCGAAAUCGUGGCAUAACAUUCAGCAGCCAAUAAAGCGUUGGCCUCCGACCGCUAAUUUAACGAGGUGCUGCAGCCCGACGUGCAGCGCCCCGGUUAAAUGCGUCGCCUCGUCUUCGCAACGUAACAUAGCGAUCGUCGUUUCGAGCGACGACAACAAAGCCAUUCCGGAGCCCUGCUGUCGCGGAGCGUCCCUGCAAGAGCCCGCCCUGCCCGUGUACUGCGCGCGCUACCCCAACAUCUACAACCCGGCGCCGCUGUACAUGGAAGCUUGCUGCUUCCCGCACCACCCGUCGCUGAACGUGCCCUCAAUAUUCGACCCGCCCGCCAAGCUCAAAGCCGAUCCCGGCGCGCCCUACCGCCCAACCGCCAAGAAGCCCCUGGAGAUGUUCCCCGAGGAGCGAACUCCGUCGUACGCGUUUACCGGCGCCAAAUCCUCGUCGAACGGUUGCAAUUGCUUCUCGGCCUGUCACGAUUCGUGCUACUGUCGACCGCAAUCGCAGCGGCGAGGCGGCGCGAACGCCGCGAACAGUCCCCCGUGCGAACCGUAUCCCGACGCUUCGAACCGAACCUUCCCGAUUUCGACCCAUCACCGUGCCAGCUACGGUGAACAAACCUACACGCCCGACCCGAACCAAUACGUUUUACACCGACCCGACGCGACCAAUUCCACGAUAACGCGCGACCACUGUUCAACAUCUUCCCGAUUUUGUCCCAACCGCUACGGUUCUUGUUCAACAUCUUCCAAACCUUGUCCCGAUUCGAUCAACGACUCGUAUCCGUCCGCAUGCGGUUCUUGCUCACUUACUGAACCGUCUACACUUUGCGUUUCUACCGCCUGUGAGCUGGAGGUUCGGAGCUGUCGGGACGCCUGCCCGUCGACUGACAGCCUGCAAUCGUCUUACUAUUCGUGCCCCAAGUCGCUGCCCCCAUCGAAUUUGUUCAUCGCACCGCCACCAUCCUUCGCAUCCGCCAUCGACAACACCGCCAUUGAAGUGUGCAAUUCGCCGCCUUCGCCCAGGAUCAAAAACCUACCCGCUUGGAUAAACCCGUGUCUGGCUUACUGCGACCCGAAGUGCAAGGCCAAUUCCCCGUGCGUGCAAUGUAUCUGUAUCCCGUGCAACUGUAUAGUGUGCGACUGCAGCCGUUGCCAGAUCUGCGACGUGGAGUGCAAGCCGUGCCAUCCGCGCCAAUACUCGGACGAUUCGAACGAUCCGCGCGAGGAGCGCGCCGAGCGUCGCGACGAGUCGACGGGGCCGAACGUGCGUCGCGACGAGGCCUGCGGCCCCUGCCGGCCGGAGGCGACCGUCGACGAGGCGUGCGGCACGAGCCCGUCGGAGCGUCGCGACGAGGCUUGCGGCGAGACGGCGGCGGCGGCGGCGCCGCGUCGGAGCUAUUGCUCGCAAACGGCGGCGUUGCCGGACUUCGGCGAGCGAUUCAAGUCGAUCGCGGCGCCGUGUUUGGGCGACGAUUCGAGCGAAUCGUCGCGGAAGAUUGUGUUGUGGGACGUUUCGUGCGACGACGAUAAACCUUCGUAUAGAGAAUCUGAAAUGAUUCGCUUACGGUACUCGAAUUUUUACAAUAAUUACAACGUUGACGAAAUGGCGUUGAGAAGAGAAAGGGAUUCUAUUAGAUUGGGCAAUAGAGACUACGUCGCUCCUGAACCUUACAAGUAUAUCGAAGUAUUAAACGAUGAAGACCCGUUUUAUCCCGCUGACGAUGAUCCGCCGGGCUACAGAAAAGUUUUGUUGAAAAUUCCUUGUCAAGGAGAUGAAAAACCUAUUGAAAUGACGAUCUAUAUGAAAAUGAAGAAACGCAGCGCUACAUUUCAACGAGCCUAUUAUCCGACUUGCUAUAUAUUGCCUGUAUUUGAACCUACCGAUUGAAGCGAGUAUCGAUGCAACUUUAAAUUCAAAACUGAAUAAAAACCUGCGAUGCGCCAAAUUUAUAAAAACAGGUACAUAAACUUACACGUUUCAAAAUGUACUGAGUAAAAGCUCUAGUAUAUUAAAAAAAACUAUAUUUACUACACAUUUUUUUGUAUCACUAAAUCCUUAUCAUGAAAAACUACAUUAAAUUUUACAAACAUCUACUCGAGUUGAUUUGGAACAAUUUUGAAACGUUUCAAAUUUGCCGAACUGUUGAAACGUUUUGAAAUGGUUCUGAAUGUAAAUGAGGCAUCCAUUAGACCUACAGUAGACUUCUCUGAGGGAAUGUUAAUAAUUUUUCUUUUAAGAUCCAUGAAAAAAUUAUAUAGGGGCCCCGUACAUUCUCCGUUGAAGUCUAUAAGGUUUUGUACGAUGCAAAAUAAUUGAGACACUGGCUAGUACUAGUAGAUUAAAAGUUUAUAUUAAAUGCAAUUAUAUUUAAAAGGACACUCGCUUUGUUUACACAUAAUUAAAGAGUAAUUGAGGUGAUUAAAAGGGAUAAUUGGGUAACAUAUUCGUCAAAUUGUGACCAUGCAUGAAUCCUAUAAAAAAUCAAACCUCAAUUACGCUCGACUAUUAUUUAUAUAUAGUUUUAAAGAAUAUACCGGAGUUUUGAAAAAUACACGAAAUUAAACAUUUACCUAAUCAAACAUUUUAAAUUUAAACAUUAUUCAUUAAAUUAUUCAACGAAUAACAAUAAAAUUAACUCGAUAAAUUUGCCAGGAUGGGUGUAUGGAUGUGUGUGAUCUCGUGACGGACUAAUAUAAUAAAUAUGCUGUGUCUUGGCGGAUUCGGUGGAUUAUUUUGGAAAAUUAGUUAAAAAUUUUCAAUUCAAAUACCCACCUGGCAAUUGAGAGUUAAUUUUAAUGGAAUUUUAUUGAGUAAAUUUGUCCGGUGGUUGGUACUUUGGUUCGAUGUUUAAUUCUAACAAACUGACUAUAGCGGAUCUGUAUUUGUAAUUAUUUGCAUUUUGGUAACUGAAUGUUGGAGUUUUCUUAUUAAACAUCAACCGGAGUAUCGAAAACUGGGCGAAUAAAUCGAUGCAGUAAUUAAACUAAUAAUAAGAGGGGGGGAAAUUGAAGGUAAUUAUUUAAAUUUCAUUGUAAAAAUUUGCACACGUUUAAAUUAGAUUUACUAUAUUUGUCAAAAACUUUGCUAAUGAGGGCAAUUUUUGUAAAACUUUUAGCAUCUAUCGAAAUAUAAACUAUUAUAUAAAUUAGGUAUACCAAAUUUGGCAUUGUAUCCAAGUUUAUUCAGUUUUGUAAUUAACUUUGUAAUGCUGUAAACCUUUAAGAUUGUAAAUGAAACUAGAAACUUUAAGUAAAACAUGUUUGAAGAUUAAAAUUUGUUUUCUUCCCAAACAUUCCCCAUAUUAAUUCAAGAUAAUUAUAAG
Phyllotreta striolata is the source of this 3526-nucleotide messenger RNA. NCBI's taxonomy places the organism in Eukaryota, Metazoa, Arthropoda, Insecta, Coleoptera, Chrysomelidae. The record is from the annotation of a GenBank genome assembly.